UCAAACCUGUGGGUGGAGCCAGUGUCCAUAUUUUGAAGCAAAAUGCUAUGGGCAAAAACAAUUUUGCAUGACGUCAUAUACGUACAAAGUAUUGUCUUGUGGGAAUUAGCGGGAAUGUGCAUUUUGUUUGAAAGGACUGUUUAUUAUUCCUGUGAAUACUUACGCAUACUCGAUUACUUGCCAUUUUGCUAUCUAUAACCUGCAGAUUUUGCCACCAAUCUGACUUACAAGAAAAAACAUUUUUCUUCUUUUUUUAACCAUUUUCCACUGUAAAAGUUUUGUUUAAUAAUUUGGUCUUGCGUGCAGAUUUUCAUUUAGGAUCAUAUUAAUGAGCAAAAGUCCGAUGUGAGAAACAUGAGAAACGCUCGCCGGACGUCAUGUAGAAAGGGAUUUUCGGAGGAAGAAUUUGUAGGAAAGCGAAUCGGAGGCGGGGCGCUGGACGGAUAGGGAGCGAAGGAACGAAAAGGAAAGUGAAUUAUUUGAAUGGGCCCAGAGGAUCCAGGAGCGCGCUUGCUGUGUGAAAGACGAAAAAAGGGUGCAAAAACGCAAUAUUUGAGAAAAGGGUGAAGGAGAAAUUCAAGCCCUUUCAGGAGUUGGAUAACUAACGAAGUGCAGAGAAACGCUGUGGGAUUUUUUUUCUUUCAAAGAAACGGGUAAGGGACGGGGCCACCUCGUCUUUUUGGCGACGAGGGGAUCGGUCGUAUGUCGGUUUGAGGAAUUCUUGGAAAGCUGGUUGCUGCGCAUGGAUUGAAAACAUUUUUUUCACUCACAUUUCUGAUUUCAUAUUUUUAGUGAGAUUUUUUUUCCUCAGGACCACAGGGAUAAUUCUCUGGGAAAACAGUCGGUAGACCCGCAGAGAUGGACACAGGACCAAGCCAAACGAAUAAGAAUGGGAGUCGUUUGGGUUAAUUGGACUUUGUUUUGAGAGUUUCUCCCCACUCCUCCCUCCCAGCCACCGCCUCUCCCUCUGUCCUUCUCCUCUCCCUCUCCUCCGGCCUCCAAGAUAGAUUCCCUCAGGAGUAAGGUAGACCUGCUGAAGCUCCCGCUCGCCCUCUCUGCCAAAUCCCUCUCUAAGCGGAAGAGCCAGCAGGGCGGCGCCGGGGAGCGAGGGAUCGGGGGAGGGGCGCAGAAGCCCUGCCCAGCCGGCCGCCAGAGAGAGAGAGAGAUGGACACCGAGUCGCAGUACAGUGGCUACUCCUACAAGAGCUCCCACUCGCGGAGCUCCCGCAAGCACAGGGAGAGGAGGGAGCGCCAUCGCUCUAAGAGCAGAGAUGGCAGCAGCAGCAGAGGGGACAAAUCCGUCACCAUCCAGGCCCCCGGAGAGCCCCUCCUGGACAACGAGAGUACCCGUGGGGACGACAGGGAUGAUAACUGGGGCGAGACCACCACGGUGGUGACGGGCACGUCCGAGCACAGCGUCUCCAACGAGGACCUGACGCGCGUCUCCAAGGAGCUGGAGGAGUCGUCGCCACUGGAGUGCCGUCGGUGGGCGGGGCCCGUGGUCAGCGGGUGCCUGGGCCUGUUCGCCAUGGCGACGCCGCUGGCCUUCCUCCUGCUGCCGCAGCUGCUGUGGCGGGACCGGCUGGAGCCCUGCGGGACGCCCUGCGAGGGGCUCUACGUGUCCCUGGCCUUCAAGCUGCUGGUGCUGCUCAUCUCGUCCUGGGCGCUGUUCCUGCGGCCGCCCCGCGCCACCCUGCCGCGCCUCUUCGUCUUCCGCGCGCUGCUCAUGGUGCUGGUCUUCCUCUUCGUGGCGUCCUACUGGCUGUUCUACGGCGUGCGCGUGCUGGAGCCGCGCGAGCGGGACUACCGCGGCAUCGUGGAGUACGCCGCCUCGCUGGUGGACGCGCUGCUCUUCAUCCAGUACCUGGCGCUGGUGCUGCUGGAGGUGCGCCACCUGCAGCCCGCCUUCUGCCUCAAGGUGGUGCGCUCCACCGACGGCGCCAGCCGCUUCUACAACCUGGGGCACCUCAGCAUACAGAGAGCUGCAGUGUGGGUUCUAGAGCAGUACUACAGUGAUUUCCCUGUCUACAACCCGGCCCUGCUUAACCUGCCCAAGUCCAUCCUCUCCAAAAAGAUGUCUGGCUUCAAGGUCUAUUCCCUUGGAGAAGAGAACAGCACCAAUAACUCCACAGCCCAGUCUCGGGCAAUGAUAGCGGCUGCCGCUCGUCGCCGUGACAACUCCCAUAACGAGCUGUACUACGAGGAGGCCGAGAUGGAGCGCCGAAUUCGUAAACGCAAGGCCAGACUGGUGGUGGCAGUAGAGGAGGCCUUCACGCACAUUAAGCGGCUGCAGGAGGACGAGCCGGCGGCGUCGUCGCCCAAGAGCGCGCGGGAGAUCAUGGACCCGCGGGAGGCGGCUCAGGCCAUAUUCGCGCCCAUGGCCCGUGCCAUGCAGAAGUACCUGCGCACCACCCGGCAGCAGCCCUACCACAGCAUGGAGAGCAUCCUCACACACCUGCAGUUCUGCAUCACGCACAACAUGACGCCCAAGGCGUUUCUGGAGCGUUACCUGAGCCCAGGCCCGACGCUGCAGUACCAGAAGGAGAACAGCAGGGGGCGUGAGUGGACGCUGGUGAGCGAGGAGCCGGUGACCUCCGCCCUCCGGCAGGGCCUGGUCUUCUCCCUGCGCCGCCUGGACUUCGCCCUGGUCGUCACGGUGAUGCCCAUCCCCUUCCUGCGUCUAGGGGAGGAGUUCAUUGACCCCAAGAGCCACAAGUUUGUGAUGCGGCUGCAGUCGGAGACUUCCGUGUGAUGCGAUUCGCUGACCUCACCGGCGGCUGUUUCCUGACACGCGGUAGCUCCCCACCCUUCUCUCCAGAAACCAUACAGAACUCAGUGCUAGCUGCACAAAAGUGUAACACCAGCUCAUUGACCAGCCUAGUAGGAACAUCAGCAUAUUAACCAGUAGUCUGGACCCGUCAGCAAUGGGUAACUAUUGACCAAUCACUGGCCUGCUUUCCUUAUGGUUGUUGGAGGACCAGGCAGGUCUCGUUCUGGGGACCCAGUGAAGGGACACGUCCCCCAUCCCCAAGCCAUGCCCAACCUUUAAUCCUUACUCCCCCCCCCCC
Anguilla anguilla (European eel) is the source of this 3068-nucleotide messenger RNA. RefSeq names its product vang-like protein 2. NCBI's taxonomy places the organism in Eukaryota, Metazoa, Chordata, Actinopteri, Anguilliformes, Anguillidae. The record is from RefSeq and is a predicted model, not a curated record. Gene Ontology annotation, biological process: establishment of planar polarity; Wnt signaling pathway, planar cell polarity pathway; multicellular organism development. Gene Ontology annotation, cellular component: plasma membrane. The coding region runs from base 1166 to 2752 and encodes 528 amino acids. The transcript has 8 exons.